AGAGACAGUCCCGGUGCCGGGGAGGGCAGGUACGCGAGGAGAAACAAGAUGGCCGCUUCCUUGUGGGUAAGCUGCGGUGGCAAGGCGGUGGCGCGGCUGCUGCUGGGGCGGCCGCCAGCUCUGGGCACUGGUGUCGCCUUCGCCCGAGGGGGCUGGAGGUGUCUGCACGGCACCCGGGAGCUGCUGGGUAUACCUGGUAUUAAAGUCCUUAUGCCUGCACUGUCUCCUACGAUGGAAGAAGGAAGCAUUGUGAAAUGGUUAAAAAAGGAAGGUGAAACAGUGAGCGCUGGAGAUGCCUUGUGUGAAAUCGAAACGGACAAAGCAGUGGUCACCAUGGAGUCAAGUGAUGAUGGCAUAUUGGCUAAAAUACUGGUACAAGAAGGAAGCAAAAAUGUGCGCUUGGGCUCACUAAUCGGUCUGCUGGUAGAGGAAGGUCAGGACUGGAAGCAAGUUGAAAUACCAGCUGUUGGUGGUGUUCCAUCUUCUCCGGCUCCACCACCACCUGCACUUACCUCAAGUCCUGCAGGUCCUUCAGUUUCACCCCCUCCUAAGCUAGAACAUCAACCUGGAAAAUUGCCGGUUCGCCUAAGUCCUGCAGCUCGCAUCAUUUUGGAGACGCAUGGUCUAGAUCCAACCAGUCUUACACCUACUGGGCCUCGAGGAAUCUUCACUAAAGAGGAUGCUCUCAAACUUCUGCAAGAGAAGCAGAAGGGCAAACCCACUGAAUUGAAACCUGUGGUUUCUCCAGCUCCUCCCCAGCCUACUGCAGUGCCUUCACAAGCAACAGCUGUGCCUCCUGCUUACCCAAGGCCAGCAGUUCCACCAGUUUCAACACCAGAACAACCUGCUGCACCGGGCACAUUCACAGAAAUCCCUGCUAGCAACGUCCGAAGAGUUAUUGCUAAGAGAUUAACAGAGUCUAAGACUACUAUACCUCAUGCCUAUGCUGCUGCUGACUGUGAUAUUGAUGCUAUUUUGAGAUUAAGAAAAGAAUUGGCCAAAGAUGACAUUAAAGUAUCUGUAAAUGAUUUUAUUAUCAAAGCAACUGCAGUUACUCUGAAGCAAAUGCCAGAUGUGAACGCAACCUGGGAUGGAGAAGUCUGCAGGCAGCUGCAUUCCAUUGACAUAUCUAUUGCUGUGGCAACAGACCGAGGUCUCAUUACACCAAUCAUAAAAGAUGUUGCUUCCAAAGGAAUAAAGGAAAUUGCUGCCUCUGCAAAGGCUUUAGCAAAGAAAGCAAGAGAUGGAAAACUGUUACCAGAAGAAUACCAGGGAGGAUCUUUCAGCAUCUCUAAUCUGGGCAUGUUUGGCAUCAGUGAUUUCACUGCAGUCAUAAACCCUCCCCAGGCCUGCAUCCUUGCUGUAGGCCGAGCAAGAGCAGAGCUCAAGCUUGUGGAAGAUGAAGAAGGAAAUGAGAAACUCGAGCAGCACCAACUCAUGACAGUGACUCUUUCAAGCGAUGGUCGGGUGGUAGAUGAUGAACUGGCUUCAAAGUUUCUAGAGACUUUGAAAGCCAACAUAGAGAAUCCAAUACGGCUUGCCUUGUGUUAAACUCGGUGGAGAUUUCUUCUUGUUUUGACAACACAGAAAACCGUUAUGUACUUGGGGUUGUUUUUCUAUAUUGAGGAGUAAAUAGUUACUGUGAGAAGGACAAUUAAACUAUUUAAUUUAUUGAAUUACUGUGAAAAACUAUUAAUGUUCGUGCUUUUAGUCUUUUGAAACGACCAGGCUUUAUGCUGUAAAGCUAAAAGUCGAACGUGCUACUUUUCUUCAGACACUUAGUACUAAGGUCACAUGUUGGUAUAGAAAAGUCAGUCUUGUCUGGGAAGGAAAAUUCAAUAAAACUUUAUGAAAUUUAAAAAGGGAACCAUAGAAUAGUGUGGAGUUAACCUUUAAAGGUCACCUAGUCCAACCCCCCUGAAAUGAGCAGGGCCAUCUUCAAGUAGAUCAGGUUGCUCAGAGCAAACCUGUCCAAACCUGACCUUGAAUGUUUCCAGAGAUGGGGCAUCUAUGAUCUCUCCGGGCAACCUGUUCCAGUGCCUCACUGUCCACAUUGUAAGAAACUCCUUCCUGAUAUGUAGUCUGAAUCUACCCUCUUGUAGUUUAAAAGCAUUACCCCUUGUCCUAUUGCAUUAACCCUUGUCUUAUUGAUAUAGGCCUUAUUAAAAAGUUUGUCCCCAUCUUAUAACCCGCCUUUAAGUAUUGAAAGACCAUAAUAAAGUCUCCCUGAAGCCUUCUCUUUUCCAGGCUGAACAACCCAAACUCCUCCAGAGAUUCUUCAUAGGAGAGGUGUUCUAUCUGCCUCAUCAUUUUUGUGGCCGCCUUCUGGACCUGCUCCAACAGGUCCAUGUCUGAGGGCUCCAGAGCUGGACGCAGAUCUGCAGGUGGGGUCUUUCCUCUACUGAGAUAGGAUGCUUUUUUCUUUAAGGGUGAAAUACUAGCUUUUAGAAUGAGGCAAACAAGAAUCAUAAUUGAGCAAAGUGCUGCUAUAAGUCCUGGUCAAUACUGAGAUAGAAACGAAUAGCUAAAUGAUAUUGCUGCACUAGAAAGCUUGUCAGUCUUCACAAGACUUUUCUGGCAUAUUGUGCCAUAGAAAUUAGACUGAAAUAAGGUUUAUAAGAUUUCUGUCAGAUAUUUCAAUGGCUUCCUACAUAAGAGGAAAGACAUUGCAAACCAAAAAAGUUAUGAUUUAAUUUCAUUUAGAUUUAACUAUUCUUCUCCUUCACUAUAAGCUACAUUGAAGAAAGCAAGAUGACUGUGGAGAUGAAUGGGGAAAAGAAAUAGCAGGAAAUUCUGAGAAAGAUGAAAUUAGAUCAUAGAUUAAAAAAAAAAACCUCAAAAUAUUGAGUAAUCUAGUGACAUCCACAACUUCAUAUAAUUAGAACUCAUUAAAACUCAUUUGCACCGUAGGAGCAUCUAUUUUUCCCAGUAUUUUAAUAUAAUUGCAUAAUCUAAUGCCUUGCAGAGGUAUGGAGUAGAGAAUAAACUUGUCUGAAUAAAUGCAUUCUACAGAAAGGAUCGAAUCUCUGCAUCAUUGAUUUUCAGUUUUGAUGGAACCAACAUUUAGUAAAAGGUUUUAUUUGACUUAAUUUGGAGACAAUUGCAUUUUUAAAAGUUUAGAAUUUGCCUCAAUUCAGAUAUCUUCUGCAGUACCGCGCAAUAUAUAAAAUUUUUUUUCAGGUGCUUUGUGAUAUACUGUGGUUAACUUGAAACCCAAGUUAAUUGUGUCAGCAGUAUUGUGAUGAAAAACUAGCUGUGAUCUCUUAAUCUUAUAGAGGUUCCAUUAUGGAAGGUUAGAUUUUGCACACUGAAUAUUUGCUGAUUAAUGCUGUUCUUUGCACAGAUAGAAUGAAGAUGUAAGUAGAAAGUGUUUCAUCAUCAUUAUAUAUUGAAUUGUAACUUGGAGGCUUACAUGCAGUGGCCUCAAGUUUAAAUUAACAGAAGUAGAUUGGUUUCUUUUCUUGUAAAUAAAUAUGGAACCACA
Messenger RNA from Strigops habroptila (Kakapo), 3484 nucleotides. It is a transcript of the gene PDHX, whose product is annotated as pyruvate dehydrogenase complex component X. Gene Ontology annotation, biological process: pyruvate decarboxylation to acetyl-CoA. The transcript is spliced from 11 exons. The record is from RefSeq and is a predicted model, not a curated record. The coding region runs from base 49 to 1551 and encodes 500 amino acids. Lineage: Eukaryota; Metazoa; Chordata; Aves; Psittaciformes; Psittacidae. Gene Ontology annotation, cellular component: mitochondrion; pyruvate dehydrogenase complex. Gene Ontology annotation, molecular function: acyltransferase activity.